CACUCAGUCACACAUAAGAUUUCUAGUGGUCAUUUCCAUUCUUUAGGUGUUCCCACUUUUUGGUUGUUGCCACUGUGAUGGUAAGCAAAAGGGAUCAGAUAACUUCAUGGACAAUAUCCCCAUAAAGGUCUAAUAAAACAAGUCAGCAGAUCUUCCGUCUUGCAUGCCUGAUGCAACCAUUGUGGGUGCUUGGAAGCAGAGGGGAAUUGCAGCCCUGCCCUCCCCAGACAGUUUUUCCAGUUCCCAGUGUUGGAGGCAAACAGGGCUGGGUCGCCCGUUGCCUGGAUCGCCCUGCAGGGCAUUUCGUAGGCUCUUCUGAGAGUACCAAGAGAGGGACACGGUGCUUUGUUGUAUUUUGAAAUACUGACUCAGUUUUACUGUUCUCUGAAAACUACUUAUGUGUUUUUGAUUCUCAUUGUGGAUAACAGCUUCACAGUUCACAUUGCAUUGAUACAACUCUGUUGAAUGCAUUUCCCCUACUGGCUUCCAGAUGAGGGUUUAACUGAAGGAAAAUCCCUCCAGCUAGAUGUUGCCUUAUGGCAGUACACACUGCUGGGGGAAUUUCAGUGAAGAUGGGGUUUAGUUUUUUGGGUUUUUUUUUAUAUCAAGGUAGCUUACUACCAGUACACAGAGAACUGAUACGACUAGCAGAAAGGUAUUUUGUGAAUAUCUAAAGGCUGCCAUUCAAGACAUGUAUGUAGAUGCUAUGCCUAUGCCUACUUUGGUAACUAGGAAACCUAGGAGAGAGUCAUGUCCUAUUUCUCCUGAUUUGAAACCUGAGCUGCUCUUACUCUGUAAGCUUGGCUGUGCAACAAUGAAGAUACUACUAGUUUAGCAAGGAGAUGCUAGGGUGGCAAAACACAAAAGAACCUCAGCAUGUCUGUAAUUCAGCGAGGGAUGGCAACACUUCGUAAAGCAAAGAAGAUCACUGUAAAAACAUGUCUAGAUAACCCCUUUGUUUUUCAGUGGAAAACCAUAGAUGGAGAAGAUAUGCAUUUUAUACUGCAGACUUUAGAAGAAAGGAUUAAGCAUAUUGGACUUAAAAAGAUUGAGACUCCAAGAAAGAAAAAACGUUCCCUUACAAAAAAACAAAUGGAAAGAAAGUGUGAUGCUAGCACCAAUGAACUCCCUAAAGAGGAGGAAACAGAAGGCCAUCUACAAAAACCAGGAUGGACUGACAUAAGUGUCAGAAGACAGCUUGCUAUUGGAGUUAACGAAGUUACAAAAGCAUUGGAAAAAAAUGAACUACUUCUCUUGCUGGUGUGCAAGUCUGCAAAACCUGCCAUGAUCACAUCGCACCUUAUUCAGCUGAGUGCAAGUCGAGCCACACCAGCAGGCCAGGUUCCCCGUCUCAGUGAAACAGUUGCACCACUUCUUGGCUUAACAUCCAUUUUAGCACUAGGCUUUAAAAAGCAGUCUGAUAAAUUUACUGACGCAAUAGAAGCAAUAAUUCCAAAGAUACCAGCUUUGGAAGUGCCGUGGUUUCAGUACAAAACUGAAGAAUCGGUGGCGUAUGCACAUACAGAUUCUUCAGAAAAUCAGGAACCCGAGCAGCUUGCAGAGGCGCUGGGGGAUGAGCUCACAAGCCAGAAACGGAAGCGUACAGAAAGCAAUCAGCUCGAUCUUUCAAAUGUAAUUUUGCAGCCUUUGAAAAUCAAGAAACUUGUUCCAAAUCCAAAUAAGAUAAAGAAACCACCCCGCAAAAAGAAAAAACUUUUUCAGCAUAACUGAUUUUAGUUUAGUUCUUCAUAAUAAACUGAUUUUUUUAAUGCAGUAUGGAGUACAGCUCUAACUGAGCUAUUUGUUAGGCUUUAACAGUGUAAAGCACUUGAAUACAAGGUGAACUUUAUGUUGCAUUCAGUUGAGGUACUUUCUGCUUUAAUAAAGAAUAUUGCUCAAACUUG
Harpia harpyja (harpy eagle) is the source of this 1904-nucleotide messenger RNA. RefSeq names its product ribonuclease P/MRP subunit p38 (gene RPP38). Gene Ontology annotation, cellular component: ribonuclease MRP complex; nucleolar ribonuclease P complex; fibrillar center. The transcript is spliced from 2 exons. The record is from RefSeq and is a predicted model, not a curated record. Gene Ontology annotation, biological process: tRNA 5'-leader removal. Gene Ontology annotation, molecular function: ribonuclease P RNA binding; ribonuclease P activity. The coding region runs from base 877 to 1731 and encodes 284 amino acids. NCBI's taxonomy places the organism in Eukaryota, Metazoa, Chordata, Aves, Accipitriformes, Accipitridae.